AUGGUAUCAACAGAAAUUUUCUUAUUUAUUCCAUUGUUACUCAUAGGUCUUGUGAUAAUAUUUUAUAGAAGACCAGACCUUAUCUAUAAUUUAUUAUUAGUAAUCUUACAUUUUAUGUAUUCGCUUUAUAAAUUAUAUUUGUCAAUACCAUUACUUUUUUUAAGAAACCGUACGCCAACAUGUGCAUCACAAUUAUCUGGUGAUAUUAAAUAUUUAGAUAAGAUACCAAAACAUCUUGCGGUAAUGUUUUGGAGUGAUGAUAUCCAAGAAGAAAGAUUGAUUGAGGCGGCGCAGUUGUGUUGUUGGGCUUGGUGUUUUGGGGUGAAAACAGUGAGCAUUUAUGAACCUGAAGGUCAUCUGAAAGAAUAUAUUCAAUUACUUCAAUAUCACAUCAAUUCCGUUUCACGAGAAUUCAUUUCUCUAGAAAAGAUUUUACCGACUAUUCAGGUAACGUCACCUAGUUCUAUAUCAUCACCUAUAGAAAAUGAAACAAAUCAAUCAGAUUUACUUGUUAAUCUGAUCUCACGUUCUGAUGGUCGUGCACGAAUAGUGGAAACGACAAAAUCUUUAACUAAAGAUGUUAUACAAGAAAAGAUAAAAUAUGAUGAUGUGAAUAUUCAAGAAUUAGACAGGAGGUUAAAGAUAUUCCAAAUCCCUGAACCACAACUUCUCAUUUCAUUUUCUUCAAGAAUUGAUCUUGAUGGAUUCCCACCAUGGCAAAUUCAUCUAACUGAAAUAUUUCAUGUACCUGAUAAUCCAAACUUUAGUUAUUCCAUCUUUCUACAAGGACUCCGUAAAUAUUCAAAAUGUAAUCAACGAUUUGGUAAAUAA
This is a messenger RNA of Rhizophagus irregularis DAOM 181602=DAOM 197198, 831 nucleotides long. RefSeq lists its product as uncharacterized. Gene Ontology annotation, molecular function: ditrans,polycis-polyprenyl diphosphate synthase [(2E,6E)-farnesyl diphosphate specific] activity. Lineage: Eukaryota; Fungi; Glomeromycota; Glomeromycetes; Glomerales; Glomeraceae. Gene Ontology annotation, cellular component: endoplasmic reticulum membrane; dehydrodolichyl diphosphate synthase complex. The record is from RefSeq and is a predicted model, not a curated record.